AUGGAAGCUGAGAAAUUCCAUAACAGGUUGUCUGCAAGCCGGAAAUUAUGGGAUGCUGGUAACCUGGCGCAGAGCAAGUUUAAAACCCUCAGAACCAGGGAAGAUGAUAGUAUAAUCUUCAGUCUGAGGCUAACACCUGCAAAACUGGAGAGCUGGUUGGAGUUUUGGAGUCUGAGGGCUGAACAGCCUGGAACUCUGAUGUCCAAGAGCAAGAAAGGAAGUGUGUCCCAGUUCCAGUUUCUCAUUGAAGAAUUUGGAGUAGAGGAAUUUAACUUUGACGAAAUCACUGGCUAUUUUGCUGAGAAUAAUUUGGCAGAAAGUGACCACAGCAUAAUCAAUGAUUUAAAACAGGAAAUGCUCAGAAUCCUUCCUGAACAAAUGAUUCCAGGAAUCCCAGAGAAUUAUCCUGAUGCCAAGCCACUUGGAAGAGGCUCCCAGGAUACAGAUGUAAACAAAAGUGCCUCCCCAACUGCCGAGGAACAGCCGGAUGAACCUGAUGGCCCCCUUCCUGGCUCAGCCAGUGACCAAGAAAAGAAAGUAAGAUUAUCUCCAGCUAAAAUGUCAACCAAGAAUUCUACAGAUCUAGUUGAAUAUGUUGACAAGGGUCGUUCUUUUCUUCCUGUCAUUCAAAACACCCAGAAAAGUCAGCUGGAAGACAGACUGAACAACCAGGAGCGGACCAUAGCUUUCCUCCUUGAACAAGCCUCCCGCAUCAAAGAGGACAUCUCUGCUUGUCUCCAAGGGACCCAUGGUUUCCGAAAAGAGGAAUCACUUGCCAGGAAGUUACUAGAAAGUCAUAUACAGACCAUCACCAGCAUCGUCAAAAAACUCAGCCAAAACAUCGAGAUAUUAGAAGACCAAAUAAGAGCUCGAGAUCAGGUGGCCACAGGAACUAAUUUUGCAGUACAGGACCUAAACAUCAAACACCUGCAAGGAGUGGGAGACCUUCGGGGAAGAGUAGCCAGAUGUGACUCAAGCAUCAUGAAGCUUUCUGGAGACAUACACUUUAUCAGGAAUGAGUACCGGCAAAUAGAGAAAUCAAUUCAAGACCUCAUAUCUGCUCUGGACACUGUUUCCAAGAACUUGGAUAUGAAGGUAAUGCAGCUCUUAGGAAAGAUAGAGGCUUCCACUUCUGAGCAAACCUCAAAUUUAAAGAUGGUCCAGGGAGAUUAUCGCCAUGAAAUGAACCUUUUGGAAUUCAAAUUCAAUUCACUUUCAAGUAAUCUGUAUGAAGAACUUGAUAACAAUCAAAAAUGGACAGAAAAUCAGUUUAUCAAAUACAGAAAAGAUCACCUGAGCCAUAUAAAUGAAUGUCUGAAGGUCCUACAGGAGAAGCUGGAAAAGUCUGAAAGCAAAAUGGAAGAAAAAAUGUUGCAGCUUUCAAGCAAAUUAGAAAAUUUCAUUAAUGCACAGAAACAGGAAGCAGAACUAAACAAAGUAAAGCUUAUAGAAAAUAAAUUGUACAAAAAGAUGAACCAAAUGGAAAAGCACAUCUGGAACGAACUAGAGAAAAUACAGAAUGAAUAUCAAUCAGGAUUUAAAUCAAUUCAUGACUCUCUCAACUCCCUCCAACAAAUACAGAAAACAAAAAUGGAUUUAGAGAAAUAUAAAGUACAGAAAGACAUAAAGAAAUUAAAGCGUAAGAUUGUGGAACUCCAGGAGGUAUAAACCUUUCCAGUCCUCUUCUUUUUCACCAGUUAAUGGAGCAAUCUGUUAGGAAUAGUUGUGAAGAAGAAAGUUAAUAUCUCUAUGGUGUUUACUGCUUCUAAUGUCUCUGUAUUUCUCACCAUCAUUUAAGAAGAUGAAUGUACCAGGGAAAAACAAUAAAGAAGCUU
Sciurus carolinensis (gray squirrel) is the source of this 1835-nucleotide messenger RNA. It is a transcript of the gene Fam81b, whose product is annotated as family with sequence similarity 81 member B. Bases 1 to 1668 code for a protein of 555 amino acids. The record is from RefSeq and is a predicted model, not a curated record. Lineage: Eukaryota; Metazoa; Chordata; Mammalia; Rodentia; Sciuridae. The transcript is spliced from 12 exons.